AAACAGCGCUCGCAGUAGGCUUCGACCGAUGGGAUUUGUGGUGUUUGUUAUGACAACGUUUUAAUUUGUGAAACAGGUUUCAAAGCAACAGACUGAAACGCUGCUUUGACUUAAUUUAUCCACGGAUAUUGCUAACAGUGCCUGGGAAACUACACUCAAGGCGCCUCUGCAGCCUAGGUCGAAUCCACAGAAAUCGUUUCCUAUUGUUUUGAAGAAGAGUAUGGACAUUCCCCCACCUAAUAUUCUCGAAGGCGACGAUGAAAUAGAGAAGAAGAAGUUGUGCUCUGCCGAUAAUGGCGAGGCCGGUGUUGGAGGGGCCAGUGGUGGGACUGGAGGUACCGGCAUUGGAGGGGUGUCCGCCUCCCUUACCCCUGCCAUCUGGGAGAAGACCAUCCCCUAUGAUGGGGAGACCUUCCACUUGGAGUACAUGGACCUGGAUGAGUUCCUGCAGGAGAAUGGCAUCCCAGUCACCCUAGAGGAGGAGCUGCAGAAGAGCCUGGCCCAGGAGGAAACCAAGGGGACAAGACCCCCUUUCACCACCUCUGACACAGAGACCGUCACACUCACCUUAGAGCCAGCUGAACAAGAGAAGGAAGAAGAAGAUGGGGACGAUGAAGAUGCUGUGUCUGGGUUUGAAGCAGCGGAGGUUGAAGUGUCUAAAAAUAAAAAAGAGGGGAAGUCUGCAGACCGACUCACACCCACUCCCAUCGACCCGGAGGACAUUGAGGUGGAUAUCAACUUCCAGCCGGACCCCACAGACCUGGUGCUGUCCAGCGUGCCUGGGGGUGAGCUGUUCAACCCACGCAAACACAAGUUCUCUGACGAGGACCUCAAACCACAGCCCAUGAUCAAGAAGGCCAAAAAGGUCUUUGUGCCCACUGAGCAGAAGGACGAUAAAUACUGGUCGAGGAGGAAGAAGAACAACGUGGCAGCCAAACGUUCACGUGACGCCCGGCGGCUGAAGGAGAACCAAAUCACAGUGCGCGCUUCGUUUCUGGAGAGGGAAAAUGCAGCGUUGCGGCUACAAGUGGCUGAGUUGCGAAAGGACUGUGGUCGCUGCAAGAACAUUAUGUCCCGAUAUGAAGCCAAAUACGGACCAUUGUAAGGGACAAACUUAUUCUUUUAAGAAAAGAAACGAAAAAUAAAAACGCCCCCCAAAAUGCAGAAACAAAGAGAAUCUGAAUUGCACCUAUUUCUUGGUGAACACCGGUCACUGCGUCAAGUUCUAGAUCCUUUCCAACACGACAGUGGAGGCAUGGAUACACACUGUCAGUGAGCCAGGCAGCAACAUGGCGAGAGGUGGACACGAAGAGUUGUGGAGAGCGACUGGCUCCUACACAUACAGGGACUCAAUUACUGCUAGUCAGGUCUUAUCACUGGCCAGACGAGUCAGAGAAAGCUGCUGAAGAAGUUACACACACAUUUAUACAGCGUAUUAAUGGGUUGUUUUGUGGACCAAAGCAUGAACAUCAUCAGUGAUCAGUAGUCAAUAAUGAAAGUUGUCCCCCUGCCCUCUUCCCACUGUUUGCAGUAACUGACUGUCUCUCUCCUCUGUUUCAAGUACUCAUGCAGAGGCUCUGAAGAAGGACAUGUGAACUCUUGAUUUAUUCAUAAUGGGGUAGGGGAGAAAAUGAUGAAUAACAGAAAGGACAGAUUGAGGGCUGCACCGCCGUGAUCGUACGCAGAGGAAAUAAUUGAUAUUGGUCAGAGAAAGGGCGAGAUAGUUGUUGUCUGGUCACAGCUCUUCCAUGUCUCUUUGCUUGUAAAACACUGAGGUGUGUGUGUGUGUGUGUGUGUGUGUGUGUGUGUGUGUGUAUGUGUGUGUGUGUGUGGAGAACUACAUAGUCUUCUCCCUGCACCACAUAGAUUGUUACCCCUGUUUUGCACUCAACCCUUCCAAAGCAACACCUUGUGGGUGAAGAUUAGAUAUAGGGGUGGGUACUUUUUUUCCUAUUAAGACAUGACCCACACACAUGCUUCUAAUAUCUUUCCCCCAAAAACAGUAGUUGGGGGGGGGGGUUUAAAAAGUAGUAUGGCAAGGACUGUCUUUUCUCAGUAUGUUUAUUGCUCAUAGGUCAGGCAUUAAUAAGGGCCCUCAAUGGUGGAGGGGUAUUUACUAUGUGUGUUGGUUUAUUUCAUUGCACAAUGCAAGUAGAGGGCACUAUCUAUUUGUGCCUCCUGUAGUUUGUCUGGGAUUGAGAGUCAGUUAUUCUGUCAGUACCUGUUUUUUUUUCAUCUUAAUUUACUGCUAUUCCUUAUGUUUGUUGAAUAGCUAUUAUGAUCAAUGCUGUAUUUUAACAAUGCAUCUAUUGAUUGAUGUGCAACAAUCUGUCAGAUUUAUAUUUCUUUAGAGGAAAGAAAACAAUGACCCAAUGACUAAGCAGGGAUCUCAAUGGACAAACUGUGGUUUUAAUUAUUUAUUUUUUAAACAGCUUUUCAACCAGAAUUUUACAGAAAUAUAUUUAUUUUCUAAAGACAAUUUCCUAUUUACCUCAUCCAACACUUCCAUUGUUUAAUACUCCUAUCUUAUUGGAUUCCAAUAAUUUUGAAGGGUUGGGGUGCCUAUGACAAUGUUGACAGGAGUUGUGAGCACAAGAAAGGUGGUUUUGGUUAAGUUUGAUAAAAAAUUAUAGGUCAAGGUACAGAGUCGAUGCAGAGUUCUGUUUGUUAAAGUGGCUGUGCCUCAAUUGUUGCAAAUACUACAUAGCAGACUGUUAAGUAAAGGGACUCAAUCUCUUGUGUGAAUUUGUGUUCCUGUGCCGAUCUUCAUUAUUAUGCAUAUUAGAAUCAUACAUGUGGCAAUAAUAUUAAUUUGACUCUGCUUUGUUUCUGGUGUGUUUCUGUAAAAUAACUAUGAUAGACAAAAUGUUGAAAUGGCGCAAAGUCAUGUGUGCUUCCAAUUAAGUUUCCCAGUAAUCCUGCUGCAUGAAAAUGUGUUAAUGGUGUAAUGUUUGCAUAUGUUUUACACUAAGUGUAUGUACUUAUGUCUGUAAAUUAAAGGAUCAAAACAAAUAUUUACUGAAUUUGCUUCAAUGGAAGGCAUUGCAUUGCACUGACAUUCGUGGCUUGUCUGCUUCUAGUUGUUUUAACAGUGAUUUUAAGCUUGGUGCAGAAUCUUGUCAGAUCGAUAGACCAACAUUUAGGUAUGAUAUGAAGUUAAAGCUGGAUCAAAGCCAGUUUGUAUGUAGAAAUUAAACUCCUCAAGUUGUCCCAAA
Molecule: messenger RNA, 3215 nt
Organism: Salvelinus namaycush (lake trout)
Lineage: Eukaryota; Metazoa; Chordata; Actinopteri; Salmoniformes; Salmonidae
Product: thyrotroph embryonic factor-like
Exons: 4
Coding region: 221-1105 (294 amino acids)
Biological process (GO): regulation of transcription by RNA polymerase II
Cellular component (GO): nucleus
Molecular function (GO): DNA-binding transcription factor activity, RNA polymerase II-specific; RNA polymerase II cis-regulatory region sequence-specific DNA binding
Source: RefSeq, a predicted model, not a curated record